Messenger RNA from Oncorhynchus nerka (sockeye salmon), 1574 nucleotides. Its product is annotated as E3 ubiquitin-protein ligase TRIM39-like. NCBI's taxonomy places the organism in Eukaryota, Metazoa, Chordata, Actinopteri, Salmoniformes, Salmonidae. Gene Ontology annotation, biological process: protein ubiquitination. The coding region runs from base 59 to 1141 and encodes 360 amino acids. Gene Ontology annotation, cellular component: cytoplasm. The transcript is spliced from 5 exons. Gene Ontology annotation, molecular function: ubiquitin protein ligase activity; protein binding. The record is from RefSeq and is a predicted model, not a curated record.
CCUUGAAGAUGAAGACUCAGGAUCAGGUGUGUGCUACUUUUUUUUCACUCCUCAGGAGAUGCAGUUGAAGCACCAGGAAUGUCUGAAGAGGCAAAGAGAGGCUGUGAAGCUCCGAAUGAAGAAACUAAGUGCAAAGCAAACUGAAAUCAUUAAAAAGUCCUCAGCGAUGAAGGAGAGUAUAAAGAAGAAGUAUGAGGACAUCCAGAGGGUUCUGAAUGAGGACCUCAGGAUAACUCUGACCCAGCUGGAGAUGGAGGAGAGAGCUGCAGUCACAGCCCUGGAGGACCUGAUGGAAAAUAAUUGUAUCAUCAUCCAGGAGAUAGAGCAGGAUCUGGCCAAGCUCACCACUGAGCUAGCCCAGAAGGACAUUAUUCUGCCUGAUACAAUGGACACAGAGAUAGAAGGCAGAGUGAUGGAUCUGCUGAGUAGGACAGACCCAAGCAAAGUGAACCUGGAUGAGCCUAAAGCUGACCAAAUUCUCACCCUCACCAACAAUAUGCUGCUACUCAUCCACUCCCAGACCCCCAUUACCAAGAGACUCAUCAAGAGCUAUUCUACAGAGGUGUCCCUGGACCCAGAGACAGCGCACCCCAAGCUGGUCAUCUCCCUGCACGGUGACAGUGUCACCUACACAGACACCUGGCAGGAACUACCAGAGCUCCCAGGACGCUUUGACACCACCCUCAACGUGAUCAGCCUGCAGGGCUUCAGCUCCGGGCGUCACUACUGGGAGAUAGAUGUGGCUGGGAAGACUUACUGGGAGCUGGGCCUCACCUACCCCACCAUCUCCCGCAAGGGCCGGGCCGAGGACUGCUGGCUGGGUCGCGGCUCUGACUCCUGGGCCAUGGAAUUCUUUGACGGGGAGUACACAGCCUGGCACGGUGGGGUGCCCCACCAGCUGCCUGUCACGAAACACUUAAGCCGUAUUGGGGUCCUGUGUAGUUUCCCAGCGGGCCUAGUGUCUUUCCUGGGGGCGGACAGCAUGACCCCUCUGUUCUCGUUUUGUGUGGGGGCGUUCAAGGACUGUCUCCACCUGGCAUUGUGCCCAGGUCACGACCACAACGGUAUGAACGCCAAACCAAUUUUGAUCUUUAACGCACCUCCAACUCCUAGUUCUAUCCAGAAUGCCCAAGAAUGCUGACUCUGCUCCUUAUGAUACUCAAAGGGGAUGAUUCCCUUUUUAAGCGAUUUUCUCUCAACACGUAUUCUGACCUUCAACUUAGGCAUGAGAAUAGCACACUAUUCACCUGCUUUUCUUUUUGGGUGGAUAUCUAAUGAAGGUGUGGCAGAGGUGUCUAUAGAUAUGCCAUAUUCUCACAUCGACUUAAUGUCCUAAUAAUUCAUCCACCUUUACGCAAGAGGAAAAAGUAUCUACUUAAUAUUUUCCGAUAGAAAUAACAUCAUUCUCCAUGCAGUGUAAUUUACAAUUUCAUGAGAGCUAUUGAAAAGAGCUAGGUAAAUUAGUAAUCCAUUUGGAUAAGGGGAUUGUAAAUAUUAAUGAUACUUGUUUUAGAUAUAUUUUAUCUUAUAAUCACUGGAAACAAUUGUGAAACCAGUCAUAUGGCAACAAAAUU